Molecule: messenger RNA, 939 nt
Organism: Pocillopora meandrina
Lineage: Eukaryota; Metazoa; Cnidaria; Anthozoa; Scleractinia; Pocilloporidae
Source: the annotation of a GenBank genome assembly
GUACAUGCGGUGGAGGCCUCAAAGGUUUCCGAUUAUUGUCGAAUUUACGCCAUAAGUGACCCGAGCAAUGCUGAAUUUCGGGACUCCUGCGACCAUCUCCACAAUGAGCCAUAUGAGCAGUGUUAUGAGUCACAGGAAGUAUUGUGUACCAUAGAAGAUGAGUGUUCAAGUGCGCUCUCGUCAGCAGAAGAUCAAGCUGACAUGCAACUUACCAUCAAACAGGCAAGGGAUGAUAUCAUUUGCUGGAAAGCCCAUUAGCUACGUUCAGUCCACCAAGCUGGGGCGAAGCAUUCAGUUUUAGCCAAACUCGACAGCCGAUCGGUGUUGUUAGUCCAGGACUGGGCAAUGAAAUAUAUACCCCGAAAAUAUCGAGAGGCGCAGUCAGAUUGGUUUGCGAAGCGAGGAUUGCCAUGGCACAUUAGCGUUGCCAUAAGACGGUCAGAGGGUUCUGAGCACUUUGAAUCACAGACACCUGUUCACGUAUUUCAAAGCUGCGCCCAAGACAGUGUGACUGUGGUUUCGAUUAUGCUUGACUGCCUCACUACCCUGAAAAAGGAAAUUCCAGAGCUGGAAAUGGCUUAUUACAAACAAGAUAACGCUGGCUGUUAUCACAGCGGAAAUUCAAUCAUCUCAGCUAAGCUGGCCGUUGAUGCCAUGGGAGUGGCUGUUGUAAGAAACGACUUUUCGGAUCCUCAAGGUGGAAAAGGGGUAUGUGAUCGCAAAGCGGCAAUAAUCAAGGGAAGGUACGUUGGAAGGUACGUAAACGAAGGCAAUGAUGUCAUCAACGCUCUACAGUUCAAAACAGCCAUUGAAUCUGGCCAAGAAACCACAGGAGAGAAAGCAAGUUAUGUUGCUGCCAAACCGUCAAACACCUUUAAUAUCAAAUGGGAUGGCAUAAGCUUACUCAACAAUUUUGAGUACGAUGAAAGUGACACAUGA